CCGCCUGUCCCGCUUGCCCUCACCGCCGAGGGCUGGCCAGGCCAGCCGGGCCCGGGACAGGCGGCCGCCACCUCGUCACCACCACCGCCGCCACCAUCAUCGCCAUGCUGGCCGCUCGCCCACCGCACUGGGGGCCCCACCGCACUGCUCCAGCCCCCCGUGGGCCCAGCGCCAGCCCUGACCCGGGUCUCAGCGGCGGUGGCAGCCGAGGUGCAGGAUGCGAGAAGGCGCCCCCAGGCCGGGCUCCCGCUCCAGGCCUCACACCCCUGCGGCCCUCUGAGCCCACCAUGGCCAUCCCACCAGGCCAUGGUCCCUUCUCUGGCUUUCCAGGGCCCCAGGAACACACACAGGUACUGCCUGAUGUGCGGCUACUGCCUCGGAGACUGCCCCUGGCCUUCCGGGACGCGACCUCAGCCCCACUGCGCAAGCUCUCGGUGGACCUCAUCAAGACCUACAAGCACAUCAAUGAGGUAUACUAUGCGAAGAAGAAGCGGCGGGCCCAACAGGCGCCACCCCAGGACCCGAGCACCAAAAAGGAGAAGAAGGUCCUGAACCACGGUUAUGACGACGACAACCACGACUACAUUGUGCGCAGUGGCGAGCGCUGGCUGGAGCGCUACGAGAUCGACUCUCUCAUUGGCAAAGGCUCCUUUGGCCAGGUGGUAAAAGCAUAUGAUCACCAGACCCAGGAGCUGGUGGCCAUCAAAAUCAUUAAGAACAAGAAGGCCUUCCUGAACCAGGCGCAGAUCGAGCUGCGGCUGCUGGAGCUCAUGAACCAGCACGAUACGGAAAUGAAGUACUACAUAGUGCACCUGAAGCGACACUUCAUGUUCCGGAAUCACCUGUGCCUGGUGUUUGAGCUGCUGUCCUACAACCUGUAUGACCUCCUGCGCAACACACACUUCCGAGGGGUCUCGCUGAACUUGACGAGGAAGCUGGCGCAGCAGCUCUGCACAGCGUUGCUCUUUCUGGCCACACCUGAGCUCAGCAUCAUCCACUGUGACCUCAAGCCUGAGAACAUCCUGCUCUGCAAUCCUAAGCGCAGCGCCAUCAAGAUUGUGGACUUUGGCAGCUCCUGCCAGCUUGGCCAGCGGAUCUACCAGUACAUCCAGAGCCGCUUCUACCGCUCCCCCGAGGUGCUCCUGGGCACCCCCUACGACCUGGCCAUCGACAUGUGGUCCUUGGGCUGCAUCCUUGUGGAGAUGCACACGGGAGAGCCCCUCUUCAGCGGCUCCAAUGAGGUGGACCAGAUGAGCCGCAUUGUGGAGGUGUUGGGCAUCCCGCCCGCGCCCAUGCUGGAGCAAGCACCCAAGGCCCGAAAGUACUUUGAGCGGCUGCCUGGGGGUGGCUGGACCCUACGAAGGACAAAGGAACUCAGGAAGGAUUACCAGGGCCCCGGGACACGGCGGCUGCAGGAGGUGCUGGGCGUGCAGACGGGCGGGCCCGGGGGCCGGCGGGCGGGGGAGCCGGGCCACAGCCCCGCCGACUACCUCCGCUUCCAGGACCUGGUGCUGCGCAUGCUGGAGUAUGAGCCCGCCGCCCGCAUCAGCCCGCUGGGCGCUCUGCAGCAUGGCUUCUUCCGCCGCACGGCCGACGAGGCCACCAACACAGGCCCGGCAGGGAGCAGUGCCUCCACCUCGCCGGCGCCCCUCGACACCUGCCCCUCCUCUAGCACCGCCAGCUCCAUCUCCAGUUCUGGAGGCUCCAGUGGCUCCUCCAGUGACAACAGGGCCUACCGCUACAGCAACCGAUAUUGUGGGGGCCCCGGGCCCCCUAUCACCGACUGUGAGAUGAACAGCCCCCAGGUCCUACCCUCCCAGCCACUGCGCCCCUGGGCAGGGGGUGAUGUGCCCCACAAGACACAUCAAGCCCCUACCUCUGCCUCGACAUUGCCGGGGACUGGGUCCCAACUACCCCCCCAACCCCGAUGCCUUGGACGACCCCCAUCACCAACAUCACCACCACCCCCAGAGCUGAUGGAUGUGAGCCUGGUGGGCAGCCCUCCAGACUGCUCUCCACCUCAUCCAGCACCUGCCCCCCAGCACCCAGCUGCCUCAGCCCUCCGGACUCGGAUGACGGGAGGCCGACCACCUCUCCCACCCCCUGACGACCCUGCUACUUUGGGGCCUCGCCUGGGCCUCCAUGGUGUACCCCAGAGCACAGCAGCUAGCUCAUGACCCUGCCCCCUCCCUGGGGCCCCUCCUGAAGCCAUACCCCACCCCCAUCCGGGGGCCCUGGGCUCCCAUCCUCAUCUCUCCCCUUGACUGGACUUGCUGCUACCCAGCUGGGGUGGGUGAGGCCUGCACUGACUGGGGCCCAGGGCAGGGGGUCAAGGGAGAGGGGUUUGGCCGCACCCUUCCCACUAAGCCUGGACCCUUGGCUCCCCCACCCCCUUGUUUUCUAUUUAUUGUACCAAAGACAGUGGUGGUCCGCUAGAGGGGAGACGCCCCUACCCAGGGCCCUCGGAGGGGGGGGGGCAGGUAGGGGGAGAUGGCCUUGCUCCUCCUCGCUGUACCCCCAGUAAAAAGCUUUCUCACAUGCCUGCCUGAGCGUUUGCAGGGCCUUGGCCCCCUCCCCUGACCUCAGAGGCAUGGUGGAGAAGGUGGUGUGGGGCGGUGCUUCGUGGUGUGGGUAUAUCCUUCCUGGGGACAUCACAGUGCUUGGUGCAGGCGAGGGGCAGCCCGAGGCUAGUGGGCUGGAGCACCUAGACGCAUCCUGGGAACAACAGUCCCGGCCCACACCUGCCUUUUCCAGAGUAAAGGCCCCCUCCUGGCCUAUUGCUAGGAACUGGCAUGUUCUGCCCUUAUCCGUCAGGGCUUCCGUAGAGUCCACCCAGAAUUGGCUUCUUGUGUCAGGCAACCAUCCGGUAGGCUCUGGGUGUGUUCGGCAGGCCUGUCUUUAUACCAUCCGGGGAGCAGACAGGCAGUGGGCAAAUUUUACCCCACCUGUGUCCAACCCGCUCUGGAGUCAUUGCAGAGUAGGAGAUUCCCGGGCAAAAAGACGCUCCCUGCCUUCCAGGUAAGUGAUUUUUUUGUUUCCAUGGCAAUUUGGAACCAACUGUCUCCCAACCAGCCUUGUAAAAACCACCUGGUUUUAACUGUUAGGAUCGCACAACGGGCGGGCGCAGUGAUUCCUGGGAAAUGGAGCUCUACAAGGCCAGCUCUUUGCUCACUUUUCUUGGGAAACGACAAAGCCCAGAAGUCUUUGCGCACGUGGCUGGGGACAGGCGUUGCAUGAGGAGUCUGAUAGUAAGGCCCGGAUGUUGGAGGGUCCGUAGAGCAGCUACGGUGAUUGGAUGAUGCGCAGGAGCGGGUUGGGUAGAGAGCGGUAGGCAGCCGGCCUUGCGGGGGUGGGGGUGGGGUCUUUGGGCCAGGCAGUGGAGGGCACGUGCAGAGGCCGAGGCGAGCAAGUCAUGGAAUGCUGAUGGCAGUGAUCAUUUUGAGAAUAUCGUUGAAGAUCUGUCGGGGAACUUUACCUAGAGAGCUGGACUUUUUCGAAGGGCCCGAAGCACCAUGAGAAGGUGCAGAGCCCCGUUUUGCGGCAAUAGGAAAGUACGUUGCCGGAAAAAGACAGGUCUGGCCGCUCGCAGCAGGCGCUUAGGCAAGCAUCGCCUAGGAUGUGACAGGACAGGGGUGGUGCCGAGAAGGCCAGGAAAGGACAGGUGAGCUUUCCAGACGAUUGAGUGGAAGGAUGCCAUGGAGAGGGCCAGGGAAGGGCGGUCUCCGGCACGUAGAGUGCCCCCAUUGAUAGUGUUUGGGUUUGGUUUUGUUUUUAAUUGUGUUUUUGUGGUGCUGGGGGUGGAACCCAAGAAAUCUACACAAAUUCUACACACCCAGCCUCCCAGUAAAAAGAUUCUGAAUGAAUAGUUCUUGAGGACAGGAACUGCAGUGACCUCUCCGAGUUUGGGGAUACUGAGGGCAAAUGGAAGUUGUUACUUGCCUAACGUCACACAUCUAGGAAGUAGGCUCAGGUUGGUGUGUGUGUGUGUGUGUGUGUGUGUGUGUGUGUGUGUGUGUGUGCACGUGCGCGCCAGUCAUUGAUUUCACAAGGCUUUUUUGAGCCUGGAAGCAUCUGCAGGGCAAGCUGGAAGGCCCUGUGAGGACUGUGGAGUGGGCGUGGGUAUCAUUUGUAUUUGUGGUUGAGCUCCAGGCUGACCUCAUACCUCCUUGGUUAUUAUCUCCGGGUACUCUCGUAAGUUCAGGCAGGUGGAAGUCUGUGACGUCCUCCUCAUUGGUCUUCCUGCCCUUGCCAUUCUCCCAUGUAACCAAAGAGUCUCCAGCACCUAUAUUUUUCCUCCCUGCUGAGAAUCCCUCUGGACUCCAUCUCCUCAGGGUAGAAGCCCACACCCUUUCCGUGGCCUGCAGGGUUCACCAUCUGCCCUUCUCACCUGUCUGAACUGGCUGGAUCUCUCUCCCUCUGCUCCAGCCACACUGGCCCCAGGCCCUUUGUACUUAGUAUUUUCUUCUCCUGGUCAUUUGUCUAGACAGCCCAGACUCCCUGCCUGACCACUCUUUGGAAUUAUACUGCUAUCAUCCCUGUCCAUUCCUCCUUUAACCCUUUCCUUGUGUCAGUCACAUCGCUGCUGGCACAGGCUGAAAUUUGUCUCUCAAUCCCCGCUCCCUUCUGGGAACCUUGAACUUCUUAGAAACAAGUCUUUGUUUCCCACCUGGAAGAAUGUGUGGCAGCCGUCAGGCUCACUGCGAAAUGAGCACAGCCGAUCGCAGCCUCCUGGACAUUCCGCUCAUCCCGUCUGUACAGCUGAACACCUCUGAGAGCACAGGACAGGCAACAGGAGGUGUUUUGCUUCCGUGGUGUAGGAUGCAGGAACACAGCAGAGAAGCUAGGCUAGCUUCUCGGUCUUGAAAGAACUCGCUGUCAAGGUAGGAUUAGUCAGGGAGCACAGCAGAGCUCCCUGGGAAGUGGCCAGGAGCAAGAGCAUUGAAGGAACAUCUGAGAGCAGUGUUUAAUGUGGCUCCUAGGGUGAGGUUCCAGACCAUGGGGUUGGCAUUGGCUCUGGGCAGAGAGAACUGUGAUGACCGGCACCCAUAGGCUGAAGUGGAGUAAGGGGCCACACUUUGCCCAUCCUGAGAGGACUGUGAGCCAUUGUCCAUGCUUCCACACUCCCACCCACACCCCGGCCUAUGUACGGAGAUUUGCGGAAGAAGUUUACUCAGUGGGGCAGGGUGUAAGGUUCGCUGUGUUGGUGCUUGUUUUGGUGUAUGAGGAUUUUGCCUGCGAGUGUGUCUGCAGGUUCGUGCCUGGAUACCCUUAGAAGUCAAAAGAGAACAUUGGAUCCCCUGGAAUUGGGGUUGUGGCUAGUUGUGAACCAUUGUGUGGGUGCUGGGAACUGAACCUAGGUCCUAUGGAAGAGCAGCAAGUGCUCUUAACUGCUGAGCCAUCUCUCCAGCCCCAGUUGUAUAUUUUAAAGUUUCCACUGAUGUGUUUUUACAAUGGUUGCACUUAAAGGUAGUCCCCAUUCUCUCUUGUUUCUACUCAAGAAAGGGAAGCUCCUGACCUUGAGUAAUGGCUGGGCCAGUAAUUUGAGCCAAAUGGCCUUAACAUGCCUGAUAGCCUCUUUGAUCACCCCUGGUGCCCUGAUUUUUUGUUUGUUUGUUUGUUUUGUUUUGUUUUUUGUUUAUCGAGACAGGGUCUCUCUGCACAGCUCUGGCUGUCCUGGAACUCACUCUGUAGACCAGGCUGGCCUCCAAUUCACAGAGAUCUGCCUGCUUCUGCCUUCCAGAGUGCUGGGAUUAAAGGUAUGCACUGCCACACCCAGCUUCUUUAUUUUGGGGGGUGUUGGGGUAGUUUUUUUUGGUUUUAUUAAGUUUGGUUUGGUUUAGUUUUAGUAUUUCAAGACAGGGAUUCUCUGUGUAGCCCUAGCUGUCCUUGAACUCAAUCAGUAGACCAGGCAGGCCUCGAACUGAGAGAACUUGGGAGGCCUGCCUCUGUCUCACAAGUGCUAGAAUUAAAGGCGCGCACCACCACAACCACAACCAGCUCCCUGAUUUCUUCAUAGAGGUCCAGCAUCUGUCCCUCAGCUGUGCCAAAUAGCUGCCUAGCAUGGUGGAUCUUCUAUCCCAGCUGACACUGCCCUGGAACAGCACCCUCCUCAGGCCACUCCCCCUGUCUACAUUCCAGAAUUAGGAAAUAAACAAUUGUGAUUUUAUGACGCUGUUUUAGGAUGCCAUGCUACUCAACAAUAGCUAAUUGAAGUAAGGAGGUAUUUUUAAAAUCAUACACAGUAAGAUUGUGUAAUUAUGUUAUAGCUAAUUGAAUCCUCGGAGCUAAAUAGUCCUGUUGUUAUACCCAUCCUACAGAUGAAGAACUGAGGCACAGAGAUGUCUCUAAAACUUUGCGAAGUAUCUUACCUUUAGUAAGUCCUGAAUACUCAGUUAUCACUAUCAACAUUGUGUUUGGCAGCAUUAAGGUAGAUGUUGAGGGGGUCGUGGACAGGUGAGCGGAAGCAUUACCAACCCACUUCUAGGAGUGUAGUUGUAGGCUGCUUCCUUGGCAAUAUGGGGAGAGCAGCCAGGCCUUGGUAUUGUUGGAGUGCAUGGAGUCAGCUUGCUUCUGACUUGCUCAGAGGGAAUCCAGCAAGUUGUUUUAGAGCCAAGUCAAAUUGAGCCUCUUAUUACUGGGAAGCCAUGAUGUCCUAGUGAGCCCUGAGUCCUGUCAUUGCUUGUUGGUUUGCCCGAUCGCAGGCAUUUGCCACUUUGUGAGCCCUGUUGGGAGUGCCAGGGCUACAGCAGCAAAACAAGUGCCCCGUCAUUCCAAAGCCUCCUUCCAGGUCAGGGUGCAUGGUGGUAAAAUGCUGGAGAUGAGAGCCGUGCACACUGAGAGCUGGAAGGACAGGAGACGGAGACAGGAGAGCUCUUGAAGGACAUCCCUGCCAGGAAAGUAAAGCCAGUUCAGAGGCCCCACUGUAUGCUGGAGAGGAUGGAAACUGGACAGGCGUGUAGGGGAAAGGUCAGGGUACACGGGCAGCUGUGGCGGGGACUUGACUUUGAUGCCAAGUGCCAUGGAAAGCAUCAGCCCCUUGGAGCUCUGAGGGUGUUCAAGGCCGCCUGACAGCCUGUGGGAAGAGGUGUGGAAACAUUCCAGUGGUUCAGUCCAGCUGGCGUUGAUGCAUGUGGCUUGGCCGUAGUGGUAGCAGGUGAGCUGGUCAGUCCGGUGGGGGGCAAGAUUUGCCGCAGGGUGAGAGGGGCCUAGAGCAGCCUGAGUGUAGGAAGGAGGAGGGCGCUGUCUAUGUGGAGGAGCACAUUUGAGAAUGGUCACCAUAUUGCUAGUGUGAAAGCCCUGUGAGGUCACAGGGGGAACACGGAAGUGGGUAUAGGAAUAAGAGCACAGAGCCCGAGAAGGGAUGGCCACAGUCAUCUCUGUGUGAGGUGACAGACAUGGACCAGGGCACAGUGUGCUGAGCGGUUACUGGGUCUGAGGAGUGUUGAGUUCAAGUCCCCCUGCCUCAUGGGUUGGUCAUGAAAAGGGAAGGCCCUUCCGGGAGUAGGGCUGAGUCUGGAGCUGGGACAGCCCCUAGGCUCUCCUGCUGCCAGGCUGAGGCAGGCUUCUGCCUCUGAGCUGCUGCUGCUUCCUCUUUCUCUGAGGGUGGCUGACUACUUUUGAGGAAACCCUUGCCCCAACUCUGUAUGCCCUUCCGGCCUAGUUCCCCACAGCUCCUCCGUUCUUGGUCCCGAUUUGACCAGCAGGAGUUGAAUUCCAAGGACCAGGAGGGCCGUGCUAGACCUGCUGUGUGGCUGAAGGGCUCCUGGGGUGAUGUGUGUCUCCUGCAAAAGGCUCUCUGCUAGGCAGGCACACCAAGUCUCACAGAGUGUGCGGACAGCUGGUGUGAUGGCUGGAGGAUCUAAACUCUGUUUGGUCAGGGGCCGAACCGUUUAUGGACGUGGAUCUGAGAAGUGGGCAGGAAACAGUAGCCUGGCGGGUGUCCCUGUGGAAACUAGAGUCCAGGGGUCUCUGAGCUGAGAAGGGCUCAAGGUUAGGUCAGGCACAGUCCAGUCCCAGUUUCUCUCCAUGUGUUCCUACGAGCCAGACAGUGACAGCAGAGCCAGCCUCUGCCUUCACAGAGCACACGAGCCGGUGCCAAGGCAGACAGCAGUCAAGGCUGAAAUAGGAAAGCAGGUUUGGGCAAGUCAUGGUGGCAAGACGAAGAGGAGCAAAGGGCUGUGGGAACCCAGGGUCCACAUCUGGCCAGUGUGAGGUAUCAAGGAAAGCAGAUGGAGGUGAGGCCUGCGGGAGUCAGAAGGAAUAGCUGGUGACCACAGGAGCCAAGUCCGUAGGGAGGAAAUUUUCCUGUUCAAUAAUUCUAGCUUUGUAGAAAAGUGCCAGGGGUCAUGCAUAGGCUGUCCCCAGAUGUACCAGGCUUUCCCAGGGUGUAACACACAGUGGUUGGCAAGCUCAGGAGAGUGCUGCGGGGCUGCGUGCUCCUGAGUUGCACCCUGUUGGCAGUCCUCACCAGAAGCUCUGGCUGGCAGCAGCCACUGUGGAUCCUUAUAAGAAUUGUUGUAUUUCUCUAACAGUUGGACGUCAGCAUGAGCGGAGGGGUGUUACCGUCCGGGGGAGCCAGUGCUGUGGUUCAGUUUGUUCUGCUCUGCUGUCGUCUCCCGGCAGGCCCCUGCGUCUGCUCUGCUCUCCCUCCUUGAGUUCCCCCUCCCUGCCCCUGCACCAUGAGGGGCUGGUGAGCUGUCCUCCGGGCGGCCCUGAACCCGUCCGCUGGUCUAGGCGUGAGGCGUGCACUGCCUGUGUCCUAGCUGGUGGCUAGCUGUGGCCUCACGUAUUUGUAAGCGCGCACACGCACACCUCUGCAUUCCUCUGUGUGUGGCUCAGCUCAGCGCUCAGUAUUCGCAGAUUCCUGUUUCCUUUGUACCUUCUUCAUGGCAAGCAGGCUGCCCCUGUGUGCGCCUGGUUCUUGUCUCACUGAUCAUCUCGGCAGAAGCCAGCAGAAGCCCAGGCCUGCCCUUCUCUCUGCGUCCACACUCUGCCACUUUGCUGGCCCCAGAGACUGCAUCUAGCAAGUCCCGUGUGGGCCCUCCUCACUCCCGGGCCACUUCACAAUCACAGUCUUGUUUCCUGCCUGCCGGUGUUUCUCCUCCGGGUCCUGAGGCCUGGUAAGCUGCCCCUGACCCUAGUGAUCUUUGGGCCCUAAGUUCUACGAGCUGUCCCACCCUGCCCUCUCUCAGAGUGGCCCUUGCACGGUCAUCAGAGAGAGUCAUUCUGGAUUCUCUCCUCCCAACACCCUUCUCAGCCCAUUUAAACUCAGGGUGGGAAAAAGCUAACUAUAGAAGUGGCCAGUGUCUGGCCACAUGGAGAAGAACGUCUAGGAAGUGCUUCGCUCCUGCAAAGGCUCUGCAGAGUGGGAGGGAAGGAACUGUGCUGCUCUGGCCAUCAUACACUGCAGCCCCUGUCACUGACACAUCCCAGCUGCCCACCAGGCACCUUCUUGAGAUGUCACCAGAAGCCUGACUCGGGUCAGGCUUCUGCCAUGUGUCGCAGCAUCCAGAGUAGAUGACAGGCUCUUAAGGAGAGUGCCACUGUGGAGUCUGGCUGUGAGGACAGUGGGUCAGUGUCCAUGAGCUGUCAGUAUGGCCACUUGAUCCAUCUUAGAGUGACCGGUGUGGAGAAUACAUGUCGUACAGUAACCAGCGGCCAGGCGUGGUGACAUAGGCCUGUGCCGCCGCUUGAGUCGCAGAGGCAGGAUGAUCCUACAUUUGAGGCCAGACUGGUCUCAGAAGCCCAAAUUGUAGCAAUAACUGCCCACCAUACGUGGUGGUGUCUCCCCACCAGGCGCAGUUGCUGAGCCCUCUGUAGACUUUCCAGUUGCCGCUUAGCUCUCGAGAAGACAUGCUGGGAACAGACCCCGAGCUGACACUCAGCCACACCACAGCCCAGUCACACCACAGUCACCUUGGAACAGCCCCAAAAGGAAGUCAUCUUUACUUUCCCAGGUUCUCACUGAAGCGUUUGGAGUUGAAACUUACUGUCUGUUUUGUAAGACCACAGGAGUCUUGGUGCUGGAGAGUGAGCUCAGCAGUAAUGAGUACUUGCUCUUCCUAGGAUCCCGCUUCUGUUCUGAGCACCUACAAGGCAGCCAGCAGCCCAUCCAUAACUGCCCUUUCAGAGACUCUAGUGCCCUCUGCUGGCCUCCGCAGACACCAGACACACAUGGGCACAUACACACAUACAUACAUACAUAUGCAGGCAAAACAUUCAUACACAGAAAAUAUUUUUUUAAAAGCUGGGUAUGGUGGGUCAGCCUUUAAUCCUAAUGCUUGGGAGGUACAGGCAGGCAGGGCUCUGAAUUCAAGUCUAGCCUGGUCUACAUAGAGAGUUCCAGACCAACUGGGGAGCUACCCAGUGAGACCUGUCUCAAAAGAGAAGACAAGGCCUUACGUAGCCCAGGCUUGCCUCAAACUCACCAUGUGGUUUGAUCUUGACUCCUGAUUCUCCUGCUGCUACCUCCCAGCAUGCUGGGCUUCUAGGCCUGUGCCACUGACUGUUAGCUUUCAGCUCUGAAGGCAGGCGCCCUGGGCCUCUCGAGUGUGCCUUUAGCCCUAUUCUUCAUGGACUCCUCUGAGAGGAGGGUCAGAGCUCUGGUUUUGUGACUUCUCCCUUCAGGAAGAGCUUUGGUGCCUUCCUUCACAGUGGCUAUGACUUCCCAGUGUCCUCAGCUGUCUGAAGGAAAAAAGAAUUCUUCGUUUCAGGGAAAAUUUCAAACACAGAAGCAGAAAGCCCUAACAUAGUCCUGUGUCCCAAAGGCCCCACUUCAUCUCUGCCGCUGGCUUCAUCCCCUGCUCAGCUGUCAGCAAACGCAGUAUCUUUAAUAGAAGGAACUUUUUUUUCCUUUUUCUUUUUGAGGCAGUGUAGCCCUAGCUGGUCUGAAACUUACUCUGUAGAUCAGGCCAGUCUUGAACUGCCUCCCAAGCACUAGGAUUAAAAUCGUGGACUGCCAUGCCUGGCUAAUGGAAAAGCUUUUUAAAGCACGGCUCACCACAGUUCUUUGACCCAAGUUAGUCAUCUUCUGGCCAGCUGAGUACCUUCUUAGUCCUCUGUUCCCUUUCUCCUACUUUCCAGUCGUGUCACCCUGGAGAGCUUCCUGUAACCUUAUGCUCAGGGCCUGUCUGCUCGCCUCUCUACAGCCUGAAAGUGACCCUUCCUAACGACAGGCCAGGUUGCUUGGCAGUCCUGCCCCCUGCAGCAGGACAUUUAAUCUGCUCGUGGCUGCUGCCGCGGUUGUGGCGCUUCCCUUAUUUGGCUUAGUUUCUGGAUCCCUGUCCACUCUGGCCAGGUCAGGCCUCCUGGGAUACUCCUCGCUCACUGUAACUUUGUAAGAAGCACAUGGCAUCCACACUAGUCAAAAGAGGGAUUUAUGAUGGUUGUUGCCUGCUGGGAACCUCAAGAGGGCAUAAGUCAAGCCUGUCUACCCUGCUGUGUCCCCAGCACCACCCAGACUGUCCACCAUGGGGCCUGGCACUCAGUGCUCAGGGCCAUACGCAGAAUGAGUGCUGUUAGGAUGAUGCGUGGGUGGAUGGAUGGAUGGAUGUGUGGAUGGAUGGAUGGGUGGAUGGAUGGAUGGGUGGAUGGAUGUGUGGAUGGAUGGAUGGAUGGAUGGAUGUGUGGGUGGAUGUGUGGAUGGAUGGGUAGCUGGGUGGAUGGUUGCCAAGCUCAAUAGUUAGGCACUUACCAUGAGAGCAAUAGGCGGCCACAGGAGUUUUUCAGCAGAACUGGCCCAUUUCCUCAGUCUUGAAUGUGCAUUUGACUUCUCUGGGAUCUGGGAAGGGCCCAAGAUACCACACUUCUAAGGGGCCCAAGAUGCGACGGCCUGAGACAGCAAGGGUCUUGCUGUGCCGUGCAGUCAGGAGCCACCAGGUCCAGUGGCUUGGAGCACUUGAGAAUGUGGCUCGUGUGAAUUGAGAUAUAUUUUAAGUGUACAAUACCCACCCAAUUUGAAAGAUGUGGUACAAAAAAAAAUAAUUUUUUAUAUUGCUCACAUGUUGAUAUGGUAAUAUUUUGGAUAUCUUGGGUUAAAUAAAAUAUAUUAUUAAAAUUAA
Molecule: messenger RNA, 12059 nt
Organism: Psammomys obesus (fat sand rat)
Lineage: Eukaryota; Metazoa; Chordata; Mammalia; Rodentia; Muridae
Gene: Dyrk1b
Product: dual specificity tyrosine phosphorylation regulated kinase 1B
Exons: 11
Coding region: 105-2177 (690 amino acids)
Biological process (GO): protein autophosphorylation; peptidyl-serine phosphorylation; positive regulation of DNA-templated transcription
Cellular component (GO): nucleus
Molecular function (GO): protein serine/threonine/tyrosine kinase activity; ATP binding; transcription coactivator activity
Source: RefSeq, a predicted model, not a curated record